AUGGCACAUCAAGUUGCAAUAUGGGACUUUGAGACAAUCGACACCGCUGACGUUAUAGAUGAUACCGGGUUGUUGGAGAUAGAACCUAUUAAUGAACUUCACGUGGACAAGAACGUCAACCUCUUCUCAAUGAUCAAGAUGAAUGAAGUUGGAAAUAACUUUUGGCUGGCUCAGGAUGCCAAUGGAGCCAUAUGGAAACUUGACCUUAGUUUUUCAAAUAUUACCCAAGACCCAGAAUGCCUCUUCUCUUUCCACUCUGGUCCCAUUGCAGCCUUGGAUGUUUCUCCCCUCACUUAUCUCAUGGCCACAACUGCCUUGGACUGCUCUGUGCGCGUCUAUGACUUUGCUAGUAAAAACCCUUUGGUUCACAUGAGAUUCAAACAAGGAGGCACAUCCCUCAUCUGGGCACCCCGAUCAGUAAGCAUUUCUGCAUCCCAGAUCGUAGUAGGAUUCCAAGAUGGUGUCGUUCGAAUUCUUGAACUUUUUGAUCCAAAAGGACUUACAGUUUUUGCAGGACGGAAGAAAAUCUUAGAUGCUGAGUUACAUUUGAAAUAUGUCUUCAAACCUCAUACUGAAGAAGUUACGGCUUUAGCUUAUGAACGUGAUGGCGAGAUCUUAGCCACUGGGAGUGCGGACAAGACUGUUUUCUUUUUUGAUGUGGAGAAGGAAUACAAGCCGGUUGGUUUUUUUACCACUCCUGGGCCUAUUUGUCAGUUGAUGUGGUCUCCAGCCAAUCAUCCUGAAAGCACUUUAUUGAUCAUCUGUGAGAAUGGCUAUAUUCUUGAAUGUCUAUGCCCAACCAUUAAGGAUGUAGAUGAUCAGAAUGUUACCACGUUUGCAAUCCCAGACAUGUUACUCAGAUGCUUCCAUUUCACGAGUGUCAAAUCUAAGAUUUUGAGAUUUAUGGAAGUACAAAGGAGAGAAAAACAAAAGAUGUUGAAGGAGAAGGAAAGGGAAGAAAUGAGGAGGAGGCUAGCAGAAGAGAGAGAAGCCUUUGGGGAAGAGGAAAUACCAGAGGAGGAGGAGGCCACUGAAGAAGAGGAAGAGGAGGAGGAGCCGCUGCCUGAGAUCUUCAUGCCACCAACACCCUCUCCUGUCCUGUGCGGCUUUUACUCAGCUCCAGGGAAGUUCUGGGUGUCGAUG
Molecule: messenger RNA, 1143 nt
Organism: Grammomys surdaster
Lineage: Eukaryota; Metazoa; Chordata; Mammalia; Rodentia; Muridae
Product: cilia- and flagella-associated protein 44-like
Exons: 9
Molecular function (GO): protein binding
Source: RefSeq, a predicted model, not a curated record